Molecule: messenger RNA, 1936 nt
Organism: Drosophila willistoni
Lineage: Eukaryota; Metazoa; Arthropoda; Insecta; Diptera; Drosophilidae
Product: fibroleukin
Exons: 3
Coding region: 115-1749 (544 amino acids)
Source: RefSeq, a predicted model, not a curated record
GUGUUUUUUUUCGAAAUAACACCAUCAUCAAUAUUUAAAUUGAAACAGUGGCUUUGAAUAUAGCAUUUUCUCUACCAUUUCCUGGGCCCAUUCACCCAGAUGCCAUAAUAAGCUAUGGAUAAAAAUUUACAUCUACAAUUAAACAUGCAAACCUCAACGAGCAGUUCCUCCGACUCGGAUGGAAACGUGCUAUGUGAGAGCAUGAGAAAUUUGGAUUUCCAAUGCAACAAUGGAUGCUAUAGGAAAAUUAAAUUGCUACUACAGAAUGCCUUGCAGGAUAAAUCGACAAUCAAGGAAUUGGAAAUUCAGUUGGCCAAACUAGAAGUGAAUGUGUCAACGGCUGCCGAUAAGAUUAAAGAUAAAGACGAGGUUAUUGCCGCUUUAAAAAUGUCCAUUGCAUUCUGUAAGAACAACAAUUACAACAAUGGCAAUAAUAAUAAUGAUCACAAUGAGUCAUCAUCCCGAUUGGAUGAUCUUAAGGCCACUCUGCGUGACAAAGAUAUUCAAUUGGCCCAUCUGCAAGGACAAUUGAAGGAAACCGAAGCCAGAACGGGACAUCUAUUAAACCAUAUACGAAAUGUCGAAGCAAUGAACCGAUCUUCUUCGAAUCCCCAUAUAGCUGAAAUUAUUGCGCGCGAUCGCCAUAUCGGGGAAUUGAAAAAGAUAAUCGAUAGCAAAGAUGCUCAAAUUGUUCUACUGGAUUUGGAAUCAAGCAAUCAUACAAAAGCUGAUUCAGUGGCCGAACUUAAAGAGAAAACCGAACUAUUGGCCAAACAAGAGACCAUUAUUAAGGAACAAACAAUUAUUAUUGAGAAUUUACAAUCGGAAAUCGAGCAGAAUGAUGUAAAACUUCAGGAAAAUGUGAAACUGCUUGCCAUAUGCAAAGCCCAACUGAAGGAGAAGGACGAUAGGCAGGCAGAAAAACUUCUAAAGGAUGCCAAAGCUAAAAUAAAUAGCUAUACAAAUACUAUUAAACAGCUUAAACAAAAUAAUAUUGAUCUACAGACGGGAGCUACGGCAUCCAAAGCCGAAAAUUUGGCUCUACAACAGACCAUUGAAGAACUAACAAAUAAACUAAGUCAGAUUGAGAAAAAGUCGAGCAAUUCCAAAGCCGAAGAGCAAAAGAAACUUGAAACGCAAAAGAAACUUGAAAGUCAAAAAAAACUUGAAACGAAAAAGAAAAUUGAAUCAAAAAAAGAAGAUAAAUUUACACCACACGCAGAAGUUGAGGAACUUGUUGCAUCCGGUUGGCUACCGAUUCAAUCACGUCACAUUCAGUAUUCUUCCUCUGCCUUUAUGUUGGACUUUCAGUUCCAAUGCACUGGAUUUAACUAUGAGGAUAAACAGAUUUGGAUGGGCCUUGAGCCUUUGCAUAUAAUCACAAACCUUGGCCGUCAUGAGUUGUAUAUCCAUGUCGUGGAUUUUGAUAAUUCAACUUGCUAUGCUCGCUACGAUAAUUUUGUUGUUGAUAGCGGUAAGCAUAAGUAUAAAUUAAAGUCGCUAGGAAAAUACACGGGCGAUGCUGGCGACGCGAUGCGGCAACAUGAGAAUAAUGAAUUCUCCAUAAUGCAAAGAGGCGCAAGUAAAUCCCAUUGUCAUGUCAGUUUCUGGUGGCAUGCCAAGCCAGAAGAUUUUGAAAGCUCAUGCGAUCUAAGUGCCAUAAAGUUGCCAGGAUAUCGCACAUCCAUUUGGUGGAUGGGUGAUGUACGUAAAUCGGUUACUAUGCUCAUUAAGGCAUUUAAGAAUUAAGAAUUGUGUUUGUAUUUUGCACAUUCCACUCUUCAAAUUGUAUGUUUUAUUUAUUUUUUUUUUUUUGCAUAUUCCAUUUACCUAUUUUUUAAUUACACUUUUAUGGUGCACAAAAAAACAAAUAUCAAUGUGUUGUAAUAUAAUGUUUGUAUAUGUUUUAAAUAAAUGUUUUUUGUCCAAAACUAAA